CAACUAAACCAUCAUUAAACUCCAACCAAACCUGUUCUUUCCAUAUUAAUUAAUCUUGAGCACUUUGAGUAACGUGUAAUGAGUGAGAAGUCAAAUUUAGGAAAAAAAGCGACUCAUCGCAUGACCACGUAUAAACCAAAAACCACAACACGGAAUUAAUUGAGCAAGGAUACCCCGUCUCUCGCGAAAAGCUUUUAACAACUCGAUCUUCUUCUUCUUCUUCUCCGAAUGCGAUCUACUUAUGUGCAUAAUUCACUGUCUGGCAGCAGCAGCAGGAGCACCUUUUACUUUACCUGGCUUACGACAUCAACAACUUUUCUCUCCCCCUUUUUAAUAAGUUAAUGUGUAUUGACCCAGGGACGUGUGGGAUGGAUGAUAAAUGGGCGCAAAACACACUAUGUACAACUUCUCUGUCCCAACCAGGUAAGUAUUUACGUAUAAACAUACACUUUACGAUGUCUACUAAUCCAUUACAUAUUUCGAGCAAUGAAAACCCACCAGGGUUCCUAAAAAUAGAACAUAUUUUUAGUCCAACUUUUACUCCAUGUUUGGUAUCAAAAUAAUUCAUGGAUGGGCAAAAUACUUUGGCGAAAUGCAAUAUUUUGAGUUCCGUUCCUCCCAAGGUUUGGAUUUCUAGGGGUGUUACACCCACAAAAAGACGAGAAUCUGCAUGGAGAAUACAGCAGUUGUACGAAAUUAACAUUUUAUCUAUGUCAAAAUACAUUAUUUUCACGGCUUUCUAAAAAUAAUGUGUUUUUCCAGCGGUAAGAAAUUAGUUUUUUCACAAAACCUGUAUUUUCGCAUGACUGUUGUAUGCAUGAUUCUCAUCUUUUUGUGGGUGUAACACUCCUGUAAAUCCAAACCCUGGAAAAUACAGGGAUCAAAAUUCUAUGUACAUGUUGCCAAAGUAUUUUGCCCACCCAUACAAACCACGCAAGUAUAAAAAGGUAAGCAAAAUGUUGUUAAAUUGUCCCACACCUAAAAUAAAAACCACGGCCCACCAUUCAUGAAACCCUUGUAUGUACCAACCAUCCGAACAAAACAGACCCCAUGCAGACCACGAAACCAUAACGUUUUCCCUUUCUCUCCUACUUUUCACUUCCGGUGAUUUCCUCCUCACGAGUGCAUGUGUAUCCUGCAUGUCGUAAAAUGUCUCUCCUCCGUCGUAUUUGCAUGGAAAGAAAAUAAACCUACUUUCUCUCUCCAGUUUCAUAUUGCAUUACUUACGGUGAGAAAUUGCAUUUGUUAUUAUUGUUUGUUCUCACUCUGCUGAGAAAACCCCGACUGGGCGAGAGAAAGUCCGGCCACUUUCAGUUUCUCCUCAUGCAUAUUCAAUCCCGUAAUACGAAACAGGCAGCUUUCUUCCCAUCAUCAUCAUCAUCACUUUCACCGUUCCUCCUGGGGAAAGUUGCUGUCUCGUCGAGAAGUUUACGAGAGGAGGAGGUGUGUGUGCUGUGCGUGUACGUACACAAAAUUCCAUCUUUUUCCCAUGCCAUUUUGUCUUUGUUUCUCAAUUUUGUGCAAGUUUUUUUUUUAGUUUCCUUGGUGGUGGUGGUUGGUGGUGAUUUGGUGUCAUCCAUCAUCACCCUUCUGCAGCCAGUCUCUCACCCGACUCACUGACCGACUGACUUGACUUAUUUUUUAUUCGGUAUAUCUUUUUUCUUCUGAUUUUGAAACUUUUUUUCCAAACUCAAAAUUUUCCGUGUGGUGAGGCCAAGUCGGGUGAAGUGUCGUUGUCGUCGUCAUCGUCGUCUUAUCGGCGUGGGGGAGGAGAUGAAGCCUCGUGGCGUGGAGAUUUGUCGACUGGGCGAUCGAGGUGGAGGAAACCCGGAGCUCAUCCAUAUGAAACUUUUGCUCGUGAAGGAUCUCGAACUGAUGGGACUGAUCUGGCGUUUCUUCCCUUUCACGUACAGGACCAUGGAUCGGAGCGCUUUGUUACUGCAGGUGUGUCGAGAAAGGAAAUGGAAGCCCAUGUCGGACUCGUCGACUGCAGGGGGAGGCGGUACGUCAUCGAUGUCAAUGUCAUCGUCAUCCCCGGUGGCAGGGCCGUCAAGAUCGUCGGGAUCCAUGAGUGGGAGAUCAAUUUCAGGCUCAAUGUCAGGAUCGUCCUCGGUGGCCGGGGGAUCGAGCAAAGACCAGGAAUACAUGUGUCACCAGUCGUGGAACUUUUGGUGGCGAACGUCCCCCGUCAAAGUUCAAAAUCGUCGCAUGUCCACCAAAUUGCAUCUAUGGCAAACGAUUAAUCACAUUCCUAACACUGCAAAUUACUGUAAGAAGGACGUCCUGGUCAGAUACCUGCGUCGCAUGGCGGGCACAUAUGGAAGUUUGUACGAUUUCUGCCCGGUGUCUUUCAACCUGCCCACGGAAUACAAUCAAUUGGUCAGUGAACACAGAAAACGGAGAAGUAACCACCUCCAAAACUACUUGCUUUCAUCGGACGACGAUGAGGAUGAAGACAAGCUGAUUUGGAUCGCAAAACCUGUGGGGAAAAGCCAAGGCAAAGGAAUUUUUGUGUUUGAGCGCUGCUCCGAUUUGCGAUACGAUGCUCAGUACGUGGUUCAAAAGUACAUCCAUCCUCCAUACCUCAUCAACGGGUACAAGUGGGACUUGCGUCUCUACUGCUGCAUCACGUGUAACAACCCUCUCACCUUCUAUUCCUACGAGGAAGGAAUAGCACGAUUCGCCACGAGCAAGUACAAUUUGACCGACCUCACGGACACUUUCUCUCACCUGACCAACUCGUCGCUCAACAGACAGUCGCCAGCCUAUUACAAAAACAAGGACUCGAUUGGCACUGGGAGCAAAUGGACCCUCUCUCAACUCCGGAGUUAUUUCAAGCGACAGAAUGUCGACGAUUACGCUCUUUGGCAGCAGAUUUGGUCCAUCAUGGUUCUCACCAUUAUCGGGGAUGGCAAAUUGAUCAGUUCACAAACUUGGGAAGACAAUGGGUUUCAAUUUGUCGGGUUUGACAUUUUGGUGGAUGGCAACUUAAAGCCGCACCUGCUCGAGGUAAAUCUCCAUCCCGGCCUUGGCUCCGGCUCGUCCAAAUGUUCCGUCGAUGCCGACGUGAAGGUUCCUAUGCUACACGAGAUGUUUGACCUUCUCGGGUUCCCUGAUGGACGUGAAUAUCCCGAACCCGCAAUCCCGUCCAUGGCUGAAACGACAAACCAAUUGUGUGCGAGAAUAAUGAAGGCAGCUAAAGGAUCUGAGUCUCUCAAUCGUACCUUGCUCCUCACUCCACUACCAGAAAGUAUGCGUGCUCGAACGUGUCCAGUUCGCCACUUGACACCAAUUCCGCAACGUCCUAGCACUUCCGGUGCACCGAAACCAUCCACUUCUACCGUCACCACAACUGCCCGAUCCAGCCUGUCUUCCGAGAAUGGGCAACAAGUCAUUAAACGACCCCUCUGCCUUAACAGUUGUAGUAUCAACCCCUUCUUCUUUCAGAAGGUGAAGCCAGUCCCCAUUCGGAAAAAAAAUCGUAGCGUACUCGACAACGCAAACACCCGUAGUCGAUCGCCGAAUGACAUGCGUUGGUUCUGUGACGAUGUAACCAGCGAUGAGGAUGAGGACGACGAUAAGCCCCCAUUUGAGCCUGUGAUCGUGGGGAUUCCCGUUAUGAAGAAAUCUGCUGCAAAAUUGCUCCUCCCCAUCAACGGGCCAGGAAUGAGUUUCCUCCCUCGACAAUGGUAUCGAGAUUCUCCCAAGACGUGCGGAAAGUGGGUCAGAAUCUUCCCAUUUGACAAAGUGACGUGCGCCUCGUGUUCCUUUACCCGACCGAAUGAUUCUCGUGACUCGAUCAACAGAGUGGGAUUUCACCUCCAAACCCUCCGUGACGUGAUUGACCAAGCGCGACGACAGAGAAUUCCAGCCCCACGGGAAGAUUCUUAUUAUGAUGAAAAACUCCAAGGCCAGUUUAAUACAAAAAUAUGGCAUCCCAGCAUUCAAAACUAAUUUUCUCUGUGAUAAAAAUAGCAAUCAAUCAAAGAUUUUACUAAUCAUGUCUAAAAUUGAACUAAAUGUGUCCACUAUUAGUCACCUCUGACUUAAAAUUGUACUAAAUCAACAAUUAUGAAAUACCUAUUUCCAAAGCUAAUCAAAAUUCCCAAUGCAUAAUAAACAAAACUACAAACUCACAAUAAACUUUUGAUUACAAGAACUUUAUUAUUUUAUAUAUUUCUUUCAUUUUGAGAUUAAUAUCACAUGACGUAAUAUCUACGCAUGCAUAUGUAUUCGUUUAAUUAUCAAGUUAAUUAUUAAGUAAUUAAUUAAGUAGUGUAACUAUUAAGUAAUGGUUGUAAGGACUUAUGGCAGGUGUGAGGUUUCAGGUAGAUUUGGCGUGAAAUAAUUUUAAUUGGUUGUAUUUAAUUGGUUAUAUUUUUUGUAAUUACUCGGUAAGAUUGCGUACGGAUCAGGUAACGCUGAAUAAUAAUUUGGUUGUACUAUUUGCAUAGAUAUCGUUAUUAUAAUGAUGACUAGAACUUACUUUUCUCUCCUACAAUCUAAUUAAUUAAUUGUUUAAUUUAAGUACGUACGACUAGUAAGUGAAAUACUCUUAAAGUCUUUUGUUCAUCUAAUUAAAUAACUAACUGAACCAAUUUGCUUUUAAAUGGGAUGUGGUAGUGGUGGGGAUAGCUGGUGAGAAGUCCAUUUGCAUAGAUACAUUUACAUAUUAUUACUAUUGUUAAUAAGUCCACUAUUCAAUUUUAAUUAGUAAUUAU
Messenger RNA from Folsomia candida, 4721 nucleotides. RefSeq names its product tubulin polyglutamylase ttll-11. NCBI's taxonomy places the organism in Eukaryota, Metazoa, Arthropoda, Collembola, Entomobryomorpha, Isotomidae. The record is from RefSeq and is a predicted model, not a curated record. The transcript is spliced from 11 exons. The coding region runs from base 1774 to 3954 and encodes 726 amino acids. Gene Ontology annotation, biological process: microtubule cytoskeleton organization; protein polyglutamylation. Gene Ontology annotation, cellular component: cilium. Gene Ontology annotation, molecular function: tubulin binding; tubulin-glutamic acid ligase activity.